Saccostrea cuccullata (small rock oyster) is the source of this 2963-nucleotide messenger RNA. RefSeq names its product mitochondrial dicarboxylate carrier-like. Gene Ontology annotation, molecular function: sulfate transmembrane transporter activity; malate transmembrane transporter activity; thiosulfate transmembrane transporter activity. Gene Ontology annotation, biological process: oxaloacetate transport; malate transmembrane transport; succinate transmembrane transport. Bases 97 to 978 code for a protein of 293 amino acids. The transcript has 9 exons. The record is from RefSeq and is a predicted model, not a curated record. Lineage: Eukaryota; Metazoa; Mollusca; Bivalvia; Ostreida; Ostreidae.
UGUGUGUUAAAGGUACAUAACUCUAAAGUCAACCUUGGAACGUGACAGUUGUGUUGAACAAAAUGCAAACGUGAGUUAGCCAAUUUUACAAGAAAAAUGACGGACAAAUCAAAGAGGAUAGGGAGAUGGUAUUUUGGAGGAGUAGCGAGUGCAAUGGCUGCAUGUUGUACUCAUCCCUUAGAUUUACUCAAGGUACAUCUCCAAACUCAGCAGCUAGAGAAAGUGAAGGCAACAACCAUGGUUGUACGAAUUCUAAAAUCAGAUGGAAUUCUAGGUUUAUAUAAUGGAUUGUCUGCUUCCAUUUGUAGACAGUUAACUUAUUCCAUGACAAGAUUUGCUAUGUAUGAGACAGUUAAGAAAAGGUUGACUGCCGAUGGAAGUACCAUGCCUUUCUAUCAGAAAGUACUCACAGCAGCCGUCUCAGGUGCCACCGGUGGCUUUGUAGGAACACCAGCUGAUCUCGUUAAUGUCAGAAUGCAAAAUGAUGUAAAGCUGUCUGCAGACAAAAGGCGAAACUACAAACAUGCCUUUGAUGGGUUGUGGAAAGUUUACAAGAAUGAGGGAGUUCCCCGCAUGUUUGGGGGUGCAACGAUGGCCAGCUCAAGAGCAGUUCUUGUCACUGUGGGGCAGUUGGCCUGUUAUGACCAGAUAAAACAAAUGCUGCUGUUGACUGGGGUAUUUGAAGACAACAUAACUCUACAUCUUUCAUGCAGUACAAUGGCUGGCUGUAUAGCUACACUUCUGACUCAGCCUUUGGAUGUGAUGAAAACUAGAAUGAUGAAUGCAAAGCCAGGAACAUACUCUGGAAUUGCUGCAUGUGCCAUGGACAUUGGCAAAAACGGUCCUUUGGGAUUCUUUAAGGGAUUUGUUCCUGCCUUUGUCAGACUGGGGCCACACACAGUAUUCACGUUCAUUUUCUUUGAACAGCUGCGACAAAAUUUUGGAGACUUGCCGACAGUAGAAGAAAAGAAGAUUUAGGUGUAUUUUAGGAGACAAAAUAUGUAUUUAUUUUAUACAAAUGGACUGAUGGACUGAUUCUGCAAUAAUUUGUUCAUGAUUUGUAUGAGUGGUCUAUUUUUUUUUUUUAUAUAUUAAGGAACAUCUAAGAUGUGGAAUGUUCUUUUUUAAAUUUUAAAUUGUUGGGCAAUUUUUUUCAGAAAUAAUAUUUUUAAUAUAUAUUUUUUUUAUUUAUAAGUACCAGAUAUUGUUAAUUUUAUAGCAUACUUUUAAUAGCUGAGUUUUAGCAAGUAUGCUUCAGUGUAAAUAUACUUACAUUUGCUGCAGGUAUUAAAAAGCUUUAUAUUAGUUAGCCAAUGCUCAAAUGGUUUACUUGAGAAACUCAGUGAAACGAAAGAAAUGGAAAUCCUUUUUUUUUUAUCUGUAAAUGAUGUGAAGAAUGUUGAAAGAAUGGUGAUGUAUUUUUAAAUUGUGUGAUGAUUUAGAAGAUUUUGUUUUUAUAAGAUUUUGUGCCAUGUGAUAAGAUCUUUAGACAAAACCAGUUUUAGUCAUAAGUAGAACUUAAGGAUAAUGCUUUGAAUUUUACCAUGCUUUAAAAAUGGCUUCCUACAUAAACUAUUUAUGACGGAUGUUCUGUUUUAUGAAAUGCUUUCUGUAGCAAUUUAUUUCAGUCUUACUUGAAAAGGUGUUCAAUUUAUUUAUUAAAAUUGCAAAUACUUACAUGUUGCAGCACACUAUUUGCAAACAAUAUAAGUAUAACCUACAAAUGCAUCCAUCACUGCUUGGAUUACACACCUUUUAUUAUCAAAAGUUGAAAGAGAAAGGUUUUUGAUCUUUUGAUAUUAAUAUAUGUCUCACAGUCUACUUACUAAUUUUCUUAUAUUUUGGAAUGAUUAUCGGGUUAAAUUUAAUCUUUUAUAUUAAAAUAUAAAGUAUAUGAUUCAUAUAUAAUAUGAAUAAAGACAUUCCAUCUGUUAAGCCAGUGUACACGAAUUUCAUUAUAAAUAAUGAAGUUAUAUUUAAAAUGUUCAAAGCAUAAUCAUUUUUACCAGGUUAGAUAACUGGACAGUAUUUUAAGUAUAAACAUUUAAAAAGGUAUUGAUUUGGUGAAGAUAACAUAACUUACAUUAUUGUGGAUUCUGUCUGUAUACAUGUAGAGUUUAUGGUUACAGGCUUGUACAAUCAUUAUUUUUUUAAAAUUUAUUUUAUUAAAGUGGCACAGUGACGCACAAAGGGGAAAAUUGACAAAUGUAGAAUUUUCGCAUGACCUCUGUACAUUUUGUUCAAUUCCUUAAAGUAUUAGGUUUCAGAAAAUUACAGGUUUCAGAGCCUAAAAAUUAAAUUUUUAUGGGGAAAAAAUAAAAGUAAAAAUAAUUUCUGUCUGCCCCAGAACGAAAAUAUUGCUAAAUACCCUGGUACUUCUUCCUCCCUAUUGUACGCGUGUGCAGAAAAGUGUUGAAUAAGUUUCCAUAGUUACCAUGGUCUCAGGUAUCCACGAAUGAAUAUAAGUAGACCAAAAAAUUUGAUGUAAUCUUUUUAAAAAGUUGUUAGAACAUAUUUCUCACCUUUGCAUGCUCCAGUUGUAUUUUGUUUACAAGUUUGAGCUAAAAAUAAGAGUAGCGUGACCUUGACAUAUACGAAACAACGAAACGGUAGAUACAACCUUUGUUUUUCAGGCACUUGCAUUGUGCAGUCAAUUCUUGCAGUUUAAUUGUCAUAUCUUCGCUAUAUACUCAUAAUUUUCGUAAGUCUUUCUCUGUAUGCUACAGAUAUCUUAAAAUUAAGAUAUGAUUUUGACUCACUGUGCCGCUUUAAAAAAUUUAUAACAGUAGUUUGCAUGAUAUUGGAAGGAACAAUUAACUUGCCAUAUUAUUUUUAUAUAUUUUAACUUUUCUUCAAUGGUUCUUCACAGUUUUAAUUUCUGUAUAUCGAUAUUGAAUAUCGACUUGAAUAAUGAAAAAAAAAUGUUCACAUGCUAAAGAAAUAAAUAUAAUAAUGAAGGGAAA